Messenger RNA from Triticum dicoccoides, 694 nucleotides. RefSeq names its product hydrophobic seed protein-like. The coding region runs from base 48 to 452 and encodes 134 amino acids. The record is from RefSeq and is a predicted model, not a curated record. The transcript has a single exon. Lineage: Eukaryota; Viridiplantae; Streptophyta; Magnoliopsida; Poales; Poaceae.
AAUCACAUACACGUCUCACUAGCUUCCCCUCAAUCAAAGCUCUCGCAAUGACGCCCUCGUGCAAGCUCGUCCUCCUCCUCCUUGCCAUGGCAUUGACGGUCUCCAUCGUGCACGGUUGCGGCGGAUACAACUGCCAGACCCCACCGCCGUCACCACCACCUCCGUCAUGCCCGCCGCCCCCACCGCCGCCGUCACCGCCACCACCAUCAACCAGCGGUGGCUCGUGCCCGGAUCUGGGCGUGUGCUUGAGCCUGCUGAGCGUGCCGAUUGUCAGCCUCGGCGUGUCGCCGUAUGAACCGUGCUGCCAGCUGCUGGGCGAGUUGGCCGGCCUGGACGCUGCCGCGUGCCUCUGUGACGUGGUCGUCCUCCACGGGCUGAUCCACGUCGACGUCGUCGCCCUCCUCAACCAGUGCAAGAUUCCAUGCGAAUCAAACCACACCUGCCGGCGCUGAUCGAUCAUCUGUGCUCUUUGCAAGUUUGCGUUCCAGUUCAUCUUAUAUCUCAGUCUCGUGCAUGUUUCAUGCUAGAUUUUCCUGCAGGCAUGCAUGCAUGCAACAGUGUUCACUAGGUAAUCGUAUAAGUGUGCGGUGUUGUGUGGUUAAAAUUAAUACUGUCCCAGCCAUGCAUAUAUAUGUGCAUGCAUAUGUACGUGGAAUAAAAGUAUGUUGAAGUUGUCUAACAAUGUGGUUGUAUC